Molecule: messenger RNA, 975 nt
Organism: Kickxella alabastrina
Lineage: Eukaryota; Fungi; Kickxellomycota; Kickxellomycetes; Kickxellales; Kickxellaceae
Product: RNA polymerase Rpc34 subunit-domain-containing protein
Exons: 2
Coding region: 1-669 (222 amino acids)
Biological process (GO): transcription by RNA polymerase III
Cellular component (GO): RNA polymerase III complex
Source: RefSeq, a predicted model, not a curated record
AUGGAGGAGGUCGACACGAGACUUUACAAUGUGCUUCUGCAAAAACCCGACGGUGUCGACAACGACACCCUCCAUGAGGCGCUCCCUGACCUCAAGCAAGAAGACAUCGUCAACAGCAUCAACCGACUUUUGCAAUCCGGCCUCCUCGAGCUCAUGCAGGUCGGCACCCGAAUUCUCUACCGCGGCGUCAGCCGCAACGAAAUCGAACGACUUUCCGGCCUAAGCAGCGACGAAAAACUAGUCUUUAAGCAUAUCGAGAACAGCAACAAUGAAGGAAUUUGGGUGCGGACGCUUAAGCAGAAAACCAAUCUUCUCCAGGGUGUCAUUAACCGGUGCCUUAAGGGUUUGGAGCAAAAGGCAUUGAUUAAAUCCGUCAAAUCUGUGAAACACCCGACGCGCAAACUCUAUAUGCUUAUUGAGCUCACUCCGUCGUCGAUAUUACUGGUGGUCCUUGGUUUACUGAUCAGGAGAUGGAUAGUGAUUUUAUUGAUCAACUUGCUGGCCAAUGCUACCGUUUUAUUUAUGCCCACAGUUAUCCUCGUCAUAGCCAGAAAAGCGUCUAUUCCGCAAACCACACUGGGUAUCCGACGUCGUCGCAGGAAACGUCGAGGAGUUGCUUACUAUGUUGGUGUACGAUGGGAAAGUGGAGAGGAUUGCUCCGUCGUUUGAUAUGGGAAUUGGAAGUUCCUCCUCGGCAGCUGGGGGAUUGGGCACGAGAGGGGGAAAGACAGAUUGGAUGUAUCGCGCGUUGAGGGUGAGUGCGAAGGAUUCGCCGUUUACUGAUAUCCCAUGUGGUCGUUGUCCUGUCUAUGAACGCUGUGGAGCUACUGGUGCUAUUACUCCGGCCAAAUGCGACUACUUUAAAAAGUGGCUAGAGUAUUAAGGUAUAUAUGAAUUCUUUUUUAAAAAAAAAGUAGAGUAUAUUUGAAUUUGGAAUAUACAAAAUGAUUAUAUCUAACAAAAAUAAAUAUAUGC